GUCCAGCCAUUCUUCCCGCCGUCGCAGCUCGUUUUUGGGAAGCGGGGCCAGAUUCACAUCUGAUGGAUUCACAUCCCUGCUGCAGAGCCACAGCACAGCACAGCACAACGCAACGCAGCGCAGCCACACUCAUUCACUCAGACUGCACUUCUCCGAGCUGCAUCGACCGCAUCUUCCUCUGCAGGUGCUCGGACGACACAUGGCAACGGCUCUUCUUUGAUCAAUCCAGCACCUUGACUCGUCGAUCCCGCCCACAAAUACCGGACUGCCAUGCCAUGCCGCCCGGAAGGUGACGCGACCCAUCUCGACCUCAUUGCUGUUCCAUAGACAGAUCUGCCAGCACACCAGCAAAGACGAUCUUCUCCACCUCACCCCCUUCACAUCCCAAAGGAUCAUUCCGCGGACUGGAGCACAACGCAGCCCAGCACAUCACACCGUUCCCACAUUUCAGCAUGCCUACAGCCGACGUCCUGUCCACCUCCUCCCCCUACCUGGGCCACGGAAAUGAUCCCACAGCGUUCAAGAAAGCAUACAAUCCAACACACCCAGGCGUCUUGGAGGUCCGGUUUGAAGAUGGAGACUUCCAAUCUCGCGCAGUAGCGAUGAAGAACUACAAGAAGGGAGAGACCAUUGCGGACAUGUCUGCUGCGACGCCCUCGGGCUCUGUGCGGUACUCUACAGUGCAGGUCACAGAAAAGGAUCACAUUGAGCUGAACAGCGACUUGGUCUUCUGUAAUCAUUCUUGCGAUCCUUCUGUCCGCUUCGACGUCUCAGCACCUGCGCCCCCCAACGCGUCCAAGCCAGGUUCAAGCUGGCGAAUCGUAGCCGAGAGGGACAUCAGGGAGGGAGAGGCGCUCACCUUCUUCUACCCUUCAACCGAGUGGGACAUGUCACAACCAUUCAAUUGCACUUGCGAUGGAGGAAGCAAAUGCCUUGGAUAUGUGCAAGGAGCAAAGCAUCUGGACUCUUCAAUCUUGCAGAAAUAUUUCCUGAAUGCUCACAUUCUGCGACUCAAGGUCGCUCAAUUGCGAGCGCAAAAGAAGGAUACGGAAGCUGAGGAGCUAGAGAGGUCAGCUAUCCUCUGCUAAGACAUCGCCGCCGAGGAGCGCGAUUGCUGCGUCACUUUGGCGCUCGGAAUAUUAAUCACAGUCGUAAGGAUCUCGUAUUUACAUGUUUUCGCAGCAUACAAAGAGUAGAAUCAUCGCAAUACAACAGCACUUCAACAGUCGAACAGCGAGCUACGGUGUGUCGAUGCAAAUUGGGCCAGCACCUGCUGUUGAAGGCCUAGCAAGCUGGCCUUUCAGGUGAAUAAGGCGCUGGCUGGGCCCUGCGCUGAAGCACUCCGCGGAAUGUUCCUAGC
Molecule: messenger RNA, 1360 nt
Organism: Ceraceosorus guamensis
Lineage: Eukaryota; Fungi; Basidiomycota; Exobasidiomycetes; Ceraceosorales; Ceraceosoraceae
Exons: 4
Coding region: 453-1088 (211 amino acids)
Molecular function (GO): protein binding
Source: RefSeq, a predicted model, not a curated record